UUUACGAUUUUGAAAUCAUAAUUCUUAAGUUUAACAUCUGUUCGUUCAAAAUCACCUUAAAAUUUAAAACUAAUAAGUUCGAAAAACUAAGUGAUUUUAAAAUGAUACAUGACAUCUUGUUUACGCUGUUUUCCUCAAAUCCUGAUCUUCCUAUCGAAAAUUUCACGAUCCCGGAAGUAGCAGCCAGCUUCCUGCAUCCGGGUGAAAUAAAAAUAUUGGAAGAUCUAAUCCGGAUUGCCAAUCAGUAUAAAGAAUUAAAAAAGUUUAUCCAUCAGUACGGAACGCAAUCCGCCGGGUUGCUUAAACCAAAACAACAGAAACCUUCCGAAGAACCUUUGGCCCAGGGACUAUAUUUACAAGCUUUUGCAGACGGAUUAGAUCUGGCUGUAAAAUCUUACCGAGAUCUGAUCGUUCAGCUUGAGGCAAACUACCUGAAACGACCAAAUUUGUCUUUGAUUUUCAUCUAUCAUCAAGUCAGCCAGUACCAGGCACUUUUUGGAUUCCUGCUCCGAUUAGUCGGGGGAAUAGUCACUCAAAGGAUCCAUGGUUGCGCGUUAUUGCAGUAUCUUCAGCAGCAUUGUCUUCAUGGGGACGAACGCAACUAUGAAGCGGUCAAAUUAAUUCAAAAUUCCGUGUACGCUAUCUUUAUUAAACAACUGUUCGGCUGGUUGCUGCAUGGUAAAUUCGUGGAUCAGUUUGAUGAGUUUUUCAUCCAACACGUGGAACCGGUACGAACUGUGGGUUCGAUUAAUGAUGGCCACGCUAGAAGUGGUGGAGGAGGAGCAGUAGGAUUGGUUAGCAAUACUGGAGGAACCGGUACCCAAGUUUCAGUGAGCAGUUUCUCUGACAACACUAGCAUAAACACCGAACUCUGGCGCUACGAGAUACGACGCGAUGUACUACCGUAUUAUUUUCCAGCUAGCUGGGCUGAGAAAGUACUUUUCAUAGGUCAAACAGUACUCAUGUUGAACUGUGACCCUCGAGAUAGUACGGAGAAAAAGCCAGCUGCUGAAAAGCGUACAAUUGGUAAUGAGAAAAAAAUUGUUGCCGCCAAAGAAAGUUUGUGGGGCGAUCAGGAGUUUGAGUUUUUUAAGAAAUUUCAUCAGCUGCAGGUGGAGAACAAUCUUACUAUAACCAAAUUUGAGCACAUAGUCGAUGAGAUUAAACUAUGUGUAACGGAACAAAUGUCGGAGAUUGCCAUUAAAGAGGCGGAUCUAAUUAAACAGUUAAAUCUGAUUAAAGAUUACUAUCUACUGGGCAGAGGCGAACUGUUUUCCGAACUAUUGAGACAAACGCAAUCUCUUGGAACACUGUUUGCAAAGGGUAUAACGGAUGCAUCAUCGAGAGACUUGAAUCGAGCAUUCCAGUUGGCUGCAAACAGUGUCAAUAUAACGGAAGACAUUGACCAGUUUUCGUUCGUUGUUCCACCUAAAGAAGAAGUAGAUAGUUUCUGUUACGAAACAAAAGGCAUUCUCAGCUACAUCACACUUAAGUACAAAGUGAAAUGGCCUCUGCAUUUAUUAUUUUCUCCAAAGACCUUGGACAAGUACAAUGAUAUGUUCAGAUUUCUACUUCGAAUUCGCAAAAUCCAAUACGAUAUCCAUCAAGUGUGGUCGUUUCAACGGGAACGAAAAAUCAAGAAAAACUCGGAAUUGCUCCAGUUUCGGAACAAGUUGAUGUUUUUGGUGGAUAAUUUGCAAUAUUAUCUGCAAGUCGACGUACUCGAGAGUCAAUUUAGUAUUCUGAUGGGAGCAAUCGAAGAAACAAGGGAUUUCGAGAAAAUUCAAAGAGCACAUACAUUAUUCCAGGUGAAUGUCUUGAGCUUGUGUUUUCUACUCUCAAACACAACUGAAAAUGAGAUGUCCACUACCGGGUUUAUUCAGGUGAAUGAAAACCCUGUUCUAGUGGUGCUGGACAGACUUCUGGGCUUAGUUGACAAGUUUUGUUCAUUCUGUAAUAACUGCAAAGAUCCGAUGACUAAAAUUGAGCGACAAGAAUUUAGCGGGUAUGAACAAGCUUUCAAUAACCACGUUGACUCUCUUUUUAAACUUCUUAUUGGAUUGAAAGCUGGAGCUAGCAGUGCACCAUUAUCUCAACUUUUGCUUCGGUUGGAUUUCAACUAUUGGUUCAGUAACAAUACACAAACCAGUUUUAAUUAGAAA
This is a messenger RNA of Uranotaenia lowii, 2162 nucleotides long. It is a transcript of the gene Grip75, whose product is annotated as gamma-tubulin complex component 4 homolog. The transcript has 4 exons. The coding region runs from base 102 to 2159 and encodes 685 amino acids. Gene Ontology annotation, molecular function: gamma-tubulin binding; microtubule minus-end binding. Gene Ontology annotation, cellular component: equatorial microtubule organizing center; gamma-tubulin complex; spindle pole. NCBI's taxonomy places the organism in Eukaryota, Metazoa, Arthropoda, Insecta, Diptera, Culicidae. Gene Ontology annotation, biological process: microtubule nucleation; meiotic cell cycle; cytoplasmic microtubule organization. The record is from RefSeq and is a predicted model, not a curated record.